Molecule: messenger RNA, 718 nt
Organism: Helobdella robusta
Lineage: Eukaryota; Metazoa; Annelida; Clitellata; Rhynchobdellida; Glossiphoniidae
Exons: 3
Coding region: 1-330 (109 amino acids)
Source: RefSeq, a predicted model, not a curated record
AUGCAGCACUUGGUUCUGAGUUUGAAGAUCUUCAUAGCGUACGCCAUCCCGGACAUACCUGAUGAGGUGGCCGAAGAAAGGGCAAGGUUGGAGUUCAUGAGGAGGGAGGCUUUGAAGGAUAAUAACGAUAUGAAUAUUAAUAACAACAAUAACAAUAAUAAUAAUGUUGGCAAUGAAGAUGCUACAAUUGAAUGUAUUGUUGAUGUGAGUGAUGCAGAUUCCACUAAAACGUUACCGGAUAAUUCAAGCGACAGACAGCAGCAGCAGCAGAAGAACGCGGCUCUCGAUAAUCUCCUCGACAUGCUAAACUUCAAGGAACAACUUUCGUAAGAAUAACGUCAUCGUCAUCGUCUUUAAUCACCUGACCACCGUUGUGAUUACGUCAUCGUCUUUAAUCACGUGACCAUCAUUGCGAUUGCGUCAUCGCUACUGCAUCAUCGUCAUUAGCAUCAUCGCCAUCUUUCUACAAUAUUUUGUUGCUUUUAUAUUGUUGUUAUACUACGGUUGUUUUAUAUGAUUUAAAUCAGCCAUUUGCUAGUGCAUUAGCUUUUGGCAACUCAAUAUUAUAAAGAAAUAUAUACUAUAUUAUAUCAGUGAUAUAAUAAUUUGAGAAAAAUAAAAUUACUCUUUUCAUUUUGCCACGUUUUUCGCUGAGAAAAUCUACUGCCGUAUCUUACUGCUAAUUAUAUAUAUAUAUAUAUAUAUAUAUAUAUAUAUA